Messenger RNA from Athene cunicularia (burrowing owl), 1373 nucleotides. Its product is annotated as THUMP domain-containing protein 2-like. The record is from RefSeq and is a predicted model, not a curated record. Gene Ontology annotation, molecular function: RNA binding; tRNA (guanine) methyltransferase activity. Gene Ontology annotation, biological process: tRNA methylation. NCBI's taxonomy places the organism in Eukaryota, Metazoa, Chordata, Aves, Strigiformes, Strigidae.
GUUUUUGCUGCUUAAAAACCACCCCCCACUUGCAGUUUCUAGAAAUAAAGGGAAAAUGCUGCAUGAGAUUAAAAGCCUUGUCAUUGAUGAACCAAAGUAUUGGCUGGAUGUUCUCUCUAUUUGGAAAAACAUUCAUGGGUGCGAGGGGGGAAAAAAAAUUAUAUGUCUCAAGAGAAGAUCACAAGAAGAGACAAAAACUGCCACUAAGCAGAAAACGGAACAGACUAUGUCUGAAGAAUGUCAGGCGGAAGCUGCGGAGAGGUAUGUGUUGCCAGAGAGAAAGAUUGAUCAAGACUGCUGGGCUGAAAGUAAGACUUCCUUAGAAGACCCUUCUAAAAGCAGUGGAGAGAAGCCUGUUGUGAAUGAGAAGCUUAGUUUCAGAGUUUCUUGUCGUUGUAGUGGAGCAGUUGCCAAAAUACUUCAUUCACAGGAGAUGGGAAGAGCCGUUGGCAUAGCGCUCAUGAAGCAGUUUGGGUGGCAGGCUGAUCUGUGGGACCCCAGUCUAGAGGUAGUGGUGCAUCUUAAUGACAUUUACUCAGUGGUAGGGAUUGGGUCUUUUCAGUGUUUUGGUUUUUUUCCUGUUUGCAGACUUCCAUUAGCAAACAGAGAGUAUAUCAGAACAGCAGGACUGCGGUCAACAAUUUCAUGGGCCAUGGCAUCUCUGACUGAAAUCAGUGCAGGUGCCUUUGUGCUGGAUCCCAUGUGUGGGCUAGGAAUGAUACUGCUGGAAGCUGCCAAAGAGUGGCCUGAAGCCUGUUACUGGGGUGCUGAUAUAAGCAAUUCACAGUUAGAGGGUGCAGGUGUGGAUAUUAGGACUGCAGGCUUAAUGGAUAAGAUUGAGUUACUGAAAGCUUCUGUGCAAGGUAUGUCUGUAGGCUUUCCAAGAGAGACAUGUGAUUUUUUUUGUGGCUCUGGGGCUGUACAGGUAAUGUAGGUUCUUCUGGGGGGAUGUGUAGUUGAGCUGACUGUCAACAAAUAGCCCAGUCAUGACUCUGUAGUCCUAGCAAAUGGGUAAUUAUUUGUUCUCCCCUCCCUGCCCCCUGCCUCGGAGAACUUUGGCAAUAGUAAACUCAGCAGAAGACAAUGAAAAUCAUUGUCAGACAUGGGCAGUAGUUGUCUGUCCUAACGGAAAAUUUAUGAAUACCACAAAGACUGCAUACUAUGUCAGAGUUCUUUGUGUUUUACAGGAACACAGCAAGGACAAAUCCAAAUAAAAUGUGGAUUGUGACUUAAAUGUAUCAGAUGAGUAAUACUGGGGACUCAAUAAGCUCAGCUGAAUUGUUGACGUUUUGCCGUAGGAGUCCUUUAAAUGACAAUGCCUUUCUCCUGGAAGAGGUUAUCUGUUUGCUCUCAGUUCAUGAGCUAGUCUGUGG